AUGGCCACUGCUCAGCUUUUUCAUGCUAUCAGAAUUCACAAGGCAUCUAAGGAAACAGUUUUCCCAUCGCAAAUCACUAAUGAGCAUGAGUCACUGAUAAUGGUGAAGAAGCUUUUUGCUACUUCUAUCUCAUGUAUAACAUAUCUAAGGGGCCUAUUUCCAGAGAGCUCUUAUGGAGAACGCCAUUUGGAUGACCUCAGUUUAAAAAUCCUCCGAGAAGAUAAAAAAUGCCCUGGGUCACUGCAUAUUAUCAAGUGGAUUCAAGGUUGCUUUGAUGCUUUGGAAAAGAGAUACCUACACAUGGCAGUACUUACACUUUACACAAAUCCCAAGGAACCUGAGAAAGUGACUGAGAUAUACCAGUUCAAAUUCAAAUACACAAAAGAAGGAGCCACUAUGGAUUUUGACAGCCACUCAUAUAGUACAAGCUUUGAAAGCGGAACAAACAGUGAAGAUAUUAAGAAAGCCAGUGUUCUACUGAUCCGUAAACUGUAUAUACUGAUGCAGAACCUUGGACCCCUUCCUAAUGAUGUUAUACUUACCAUGAAACUCCACUACUAUAAUGCAGUGACCCCACAUGAUUACCAACCCCCUGGUUUUAAAGAAGGGGUAAACUCACACGUCCUGCUGUUCGAGGGAGAGCCCGUAAACCUGCAAGUGGGAUUGGUCUCCACUGGCUUCCAUAGCAUGAAAGUAAAAGUCACAACCGAGGCCACCAGAGUGUCUGAUUUGGAGAAUAAUUUUCAGGAGAGCAGCGCUACUGAGAUUGCCCAUCAGGGUCUAGACUGUGAUGAGGAGGAAGAGGAAUGCGAUAAUCACAUUCAAAGAAUGAAUUUUAUGUACAGUCAGCAAAGUUCUGAGAGCUCCAGGAAGAAGAGGAAGGUCAGCGAACCAGUGAAAGUCUUUGUUCCAGAGAGAAAAUGA
Molecule: messenger RNA, 924 nt
Organism: Phacochoerus africanus (Common warthog)
Lineage: Eukaryota; Metazoa; Chordata; Mammalia; Artiodactyla; Suidae
Gene: HORMAD2
Product: HORMA domain containing 2
Exons: 11
Coding region: 1-924 (307 amino acids)
Source: RefSeq, a predicted model, not a curated record